Ictalurus furcatus (blue catfish) is the source of this 2238-nucleotide messenger RNA. RefSeq lists its product as uncharacterized. The transcript has a single exon. NCBI's taxonomy places the organism in Eukaryota, Metazoa, Chordata, Actinopteri, Siluriformes, Ictaluridae. The record is from RefSeq and is a predicted model, not a curated record. Bases 417 to 1673 code for a protein of 418 amino acids.
CACAUUGGCUUAUCUCUUUAUGUGUCUCUUUAAUGAAUCUUCCACAACCAAUAAUCUAAUAAUCUCAAAUGGUAUUUUCAAGAGAGAUCUAUGACUCUUGAUGGCUUUAUUUAUAGGUUUUGACCCAUUCCACCCCCUGCCCAUAAUUGCUUUCUCUUUUACUAUGGCCUUUCACUGCCUAUAGGCAUGCACUGUCUAACAGCAAUCCUUUGAGGGUUUCUCAUCUCCGUAAUCAGCCUCUGAGAUUUGCACUGCCAUGUGCCAUGGAUAACAUUGUAAAAAUAGCCCAUCCUGUAUUUGGGAUGAUCCGGUCUCUAAUGCCCCGUCUUUGUUAACACUGCUGACAUCUCAGCCAUUCAGUGGCAAGCAGGGGUAAGUCGGACCCCAGUAUAAGGGGUGUGUGGGUAUGGAUGUGAAUGUGUAUGACCACACUAAACCCUGUUGGAGUACAUGGCAGCCAGUAUUACACCAGAACAAAGUACAACAGAAGCUCAGGGUUGAUAAGGAGCUACCUCAGAGUAGUAAUGGACGAGCAGAGAGUGGGGAAGAGGGCAGGGCAGGAUUGCAUAGAGGUUCCAGACAAGGUUCUGGAAGGAGAUGUGGAGACAGACAAGAUUCUAAAGAGAGGAAUGGAUGAGGGAGAAGUUCUGGAAGGCACUAUGGAUGUUCGCAAGGAUCAAACCAAGGUUCUGGAAGACUGUGUGUACAUGGACGAAGAUCAAGUUCUUGAAGGUGUGGAAGUGGAUAUAUUUCAAAAUGAGGUUCCAGAGUCCAGUAAUGAAGUAGGCAAGGUUCAAGAUGAGGUUCUGGAUGGCAGUAUAGAUGUUGUCAAGAUCCUAGCUGUGGUUCCGGUGGGUGGUUUUGACAAUGAAAAGUCUCAAGACAAGGUUCUGGAGGAUGGUGUGGACGUGGACAAGGUUUUAAAUUCUAGUUUGGAUACGGACAAGGUCCAAGACAAUGUUACGGAGGGUGGCGUGGAGGAUAACACGUUUCAAGACUUCAAGAAGGUUCUUGAUGGUGGUGUUGAAGUGAACAAGGAUUUGGAGGGAGGUUUGGACAUGGACAAGGUACAAGACAAAGUUCUGAAAGUUGGUGUGGAGGUGGAUACGUUCCAAGACAAGGUUCUGAAGGGCGGUGUGGGUCUGAACACAGCAGAAGACAAUUUUGUAAAGGGGAAUGUCGAUGUGGAUGAGAUUCAUGACAAGGUUCAGGAGGGCAGUGUGUAUGUGGAAAACGUUCUAGAUGAAGCUCUGGAGGAGGCUGAGGACAUGGAUAAGGUACGAAACAAGAUGAAGGACGGUGUUGAUGUGGACAAGACUCUAGGUGAGGGUCUGAAGGGCAGUGUGGAUGUAAAUAAGAACAGUGUGGACUUGAACAAGCCUCAUGACACGGUCCUGGAGGACAAUGUGGACAUGGAGGAGGUUUUGAAUACUCAGGAGCGGAUGGAUACCAUGCGCUGCCAGGUGAAGAUCACCACACGGUACAGUUUGCAGCUGCGCAUGGUCAAUCACACAGCUCAGGAUGUGUUUGUGAGGCUGCUCAGCCAUGGGGAACGAAUCGCAGGAAGUGGUAAGGAAGCAUAUUGCUCAGAUUAUGAUAACAAUGAUCAUGAUGAUGAUAAUCCCAUAAAUAUCUUACUGGUUACUAGCCCACUCAGUGUUGAUUUAUCUUAGCUUAGAAAUACUCCUACCGAGAUAUUCUCUGUUCCCUUUGUCACUAUGAACUUGAAGGGACGCCUUCCACACAAAUCAUCGUAAAGUUAGAAUAGUGAGGUCAAAAAUGAGUAAGUACUAAGCAUUACCAACAACAGAGUAUCUAGAUUGUACAAAAAUGUACAAUCCAUAAAAGGUUAUGGAGUUUGGAGGUUUGGAGGUUUGGAUUGAUGAAUUUGAGAAGUAAAAGAAGUUUAAGUGGUUUCCCCAGGUGCUAAGCACAGGUUUUCUCAUACUCUCAGACUUCUUAAAUAACAGCAAACAUGUGGGCUAAGGAAUGACGCCAAUGUCAACCUUUGAAUUUCUUUUGCUGAAAAGCCGACUUGGCGACAUCUGUUCGCUUUCUUUACUGGCCCAUUCACAUCCUUACAGAAAGUCGCCCACACACACUUGGUCUUUGUUGACUCUUACUGUUGCCAUGACACCAAUCAGCGAUGGACUGCUGACUCUCCUCCUCCUGCGAGGUUCAAAGAUAUAUGCAUGUCUCUCUUGGUUUGUGUCACCAUAGCGACGGAUUCUCGCUUGU